This is a messenger RNA of Ostertagia ostertagi, 609 nucleotides long. The record is from the annotation of a GenBank genome assembly. NCBI's taxonomy places the organism in Eukaryota, Metazoa, Nematoda, Chromadorea, Rhabditida, Trichostrongylidae.
GACUACGUUCCUCCUGAGCGAGUAGCAGCGAUUCAAACGCGUAAACAAGCAGAAUCCGCUCUGCAAACUUCUUAUUCUGCAACUCAGCAAAUAUGGAAGGAGUGGCACGCUCAAUAUCUGCUUAGCCUUCGCGAACAGCAUCGUAAAUGGAUGAACUCCAGCCGCAGCUCAAAAUCAGCCCCCCACGUCGGAGCAAUCGUGCUUUUGGUUGACCCAAUCCAGUCGCGCAACGAAUGGAAGUUAGCACGCAUAACAGCGAUCCACAGAGGCGACGACAAUGCGGUUCGCGAAGUGUGCCUACUCACAGCUACAGGGCGAACAAUUAAAAGGCCUGUUAAUUUGAUCAUUCCUUUAGAACUCGAUUGCGACUUCGUUGAUCAAGAAAGCGAUCCCCCGCUACAGUCAGAUUAUCAAGCGCCACUAGUUCAGAAUCGUUACAAUUUGCGAAAGCGCCUUCCGACUUCGAUUCUGCGAAAAGAAAGUUUUUAUGAAGUGCCUACUUUGAUUAGCAGCGACUCGACUGAAAAAAGCCGCGCUGUGCAAUUUGAGAAAGUGCGAAAAAGAAACCUUAUAUGCAAGUGUUAUUACGUUUUCCAGUCAUUUGAUCAG